AUGUACUGUCUGCUGUGUGGUUUUUUGGAGUCGUUUCCAAGAGAAAUUGGCAAGGCCACUCUCAUUGCAUACAGCUCAACUAUACCAGCAGGGGGCACAGUGAAACUGACCUGUAAUGUGACAGAGUUUGCUGAUUUGGAAUAUGAGUGGUUCAGAGAAAGCUCAUCUGAGAAGAAGUCCACAAUAUCUGAUGAAUCAGACAGAGUGAUCAGUAUCUCUAAAGGAGGCAUCUACACCUGCAGAGGAAGGAGAAAAGACAGGAAUUCAACCUUAACAGAAAGUGGUCCAGUCACCAUUCAGGAAACUGUUCUCAACAGUGUCAUACUGACGCUGCAAAACAACUGGACUCAGAUAUUCACUGGUGAGCUGAUCCACAUCAAGUGUGAGAUACGCGGAAGUGAAGACACUAAGUGGAAAUAUGAAUGGACAUUACCCAACACAAACACCCCUCCAUCAUCCAGUGAAUACACAGUCAGCAGGGCAUUAGUGUCCCACCGUGGAGACUACAGAUGUCGGGGUAGAAGUGACUAUCUCAUAACCGGAUGGAGCGAUGCACUCAAACUACUAUUGCCACCCUCAAACAAAGCUGUUGUGACUCUGCAUCCAAACUGGACUGAGAUAUACAGAGGAGAGACGAUCACUGUCAGAUGUGAGAUCCAUGGAGGAGACACUGAGUGGGAUUAUGAAUGGGAAAGAAACAGCUACAGAAAACCUCCAAAUCAAAAUGAAUACAGGAUUAGAUCUGCUUCAUCAUCCAACAGUGGAAACUACCGCUGUAAGGGCCGAAUGAAAAGUUCACUUAAAACAACAGAGUGGAGUGAUUCAGUCACACUGACAGUUUCUGACAAUGAACCCCGUCCUGUCCUCACUGUGUCUCCAUCAUGGCUGAGUCCUGGAGCCUCAGUAACUCUGAACUGUGAGGUUGAACAUCCGUCUGCAGGAUGGAGCUUCUACUGGUAUAAAGCUGUUCCUGAUCUAUCAGAGAAAUCCUACAGUUAUGAGCUGCUACCUGAUGGCAGUGGGACUGCACAGGACUCCUACAUCAUUGAUGGACAGACACACACAGCAGGAUAUGUGUGUAGAGCUGGAAGAGGAGACCCAGAGUAUCACACUGAUCACAGUGAACCAAAGUUUGUCUGGUCUGCAGAUGUUCAUUCAGCAGCGUCUCUCACAGUGAGUCCUGACAGAGUGCAACACUUCACCUCUGACUCUGUCUCACUGACCUGUGAGGGAAACUCUGCUGAGUGGAGAGUGAAGAAGUUCACUGAGCAGGGCUCCAUGUAUUGUUUUAACUGGAGGGAAAUUAACGGAUCCACAUGUAACAUCAACACAUCACAGUCAGGUACUGCAGUGUACUGGUGUGAGUCUGGAUCAGGAGAAUUCAGCAGCGGAGUCAACAUCACUGUACAGGAUGAUCCUGAUGCUCCUAUCCUGGUGAGUCCUGUUCAUCCUGUGACUGAAGGAGCUUCUGUUAGUCUGAGCUGCAGAUUGAGGACACAAAAAAUACUUUCCAAUGUGUUUUUCUAUCACAAUGACAAACUUAUUCAAAAUGAUACCCGAGAGGAGCUGAAGAUCUCUGCAGUGUCAAAGUCUGAUGAAGGUUUCUACAAGUGUGAAUACUCAGGAAGAGAGUCACCACAGAGCUGGAUGUUAGUUAAAGCUGAAAACUCUUUGUUUCCUGUUUUGAUGAUCACUGGACUAAUUUCUGGAAUUAUAUUUAUUGUUUUCCUGCUGCUGCUGUUGUAUUGCUGCAGAAAGUUCAGAGGUGCUAAUGACCAGACAGUCAAUCAGGAUGAACAUCAGCAGCAAGUGUACUCCUCUCUUCUUCAUGGUGAUCGUUGUGUCUAUGAGACAAUCAGAGGCUCUGAAAACACUGAAAAUGGUGAUCGUUUUGUCUAUGAGACAGCCAGAACUUCAGAAAACACUGAAAAUGGGCAGCAUGAUGACCCAGAGGAGAGCGCCAUCUACAUUAAUGUGAAUCCAUGUUCAGAGAUGUUUAUAAAGCCCUAAAAGUGUCAAAAAAUCUGUCUGACAAAUCUUUACAUUUGAAAUCUUUGAGCAUUUCAUGUUUGAUUUGCUUUAAGUGAAAACAUAUUUUAGCUCAAACCAAAGAUCCUAAAACUCUGAGUUUCUAUUUUCUCUUGAAAUAACCACUAGAACCACUUGUUUCAGUUCUAUUCUAUAGAUAAUAAUUACUGUAGAGGCUGCCGGGAGUGUAUUUCACAGCCGUUUGGUGUUUUGAAUCCACCGAAAGAGAGAAUUAAUUUAAUAUGCUCAUUUUUAAAGCAAUGGACUGAAUGCGUGUUUUUGUUAAUGCCUCAGUAUUACUCUUCAGCAAGGUGGGUAACCUGUGCAGGUGAUACUGGUCCAGUCAGGCUCUGUUGAGGAAACUGAGCCAUUCUUUCUGUGGAAUCUGUGGAAGUGUUUAAGCUAUGAGAACAAAUUUUACCAGCACAUAGUUUCAGCCACCACAAGUUGUUCAUUUGCCUCCUGUAGCAUUAAAGCAUGUAAUUAGCAACUUUCUAUGUAUCAUUUCUUCCAAUAUUGUUUGCCACCCAAGAAAAAAGACUCAAAAGCCCAGUUCAUGUACCAUUAAAACCAUAGCCAUGUACAGAUGUUUUGGGGGACAGGUUCUGAGGCCAAAAAUCCAUUCAUUUACAUUCAGUAGCACACCUUUUACUUCACUUAUUCCAACACCCAAACUCUCAUAUAGAGGUAUAUCAGAUGAAAAAUCAAAAUUAAUGAUCAGUUUUUGACAAAACCAUGAAUUUGCACAGAGAUGAUGGUCUGUUCCAGUCACUAUAACUAAGUGACUGACACUUUAAGCGCACACUGAGGUUUUAGACUGGCAGUGUACCCCAGUCUAUGAAUGCUGGUAAUAUUUCAGUCAGGGGCCCCCGAUUAUCCAAACCAGUUGCAACGUCACGUACAAAUUGACCCACACAUGUGACGUCCAGCUACUCAGGUCUUGUGGACCCCACACAUACCUGGAACCAUUUUUCUGGCUUCUUUUCUUCUAUCAAUACUGAGGUUUAACAUUAUUGCUGAAUGACUGCAAUGAACGCAAUUUGAUGUAAAAGUUUUUAAAUAGUAAAUAAUCAGUAGA
Messenger RNA from Archocentrus centrarchus (flier cichlid), 3106 nucleotides. RefSeq names its product obscurin-like. Gene Ontology annotation, cellular component: external side of plasma membrane. Gene Ontology annotation, biological process: cell surface receptor signaling pathway; immune response. The record is from RefSeq and is a predicted model, not a curated record. Lineage: Eukaryota; Metazoa; Chordata; Actinopteri; Cichliformes; Cichlidae. Bases 1 to 2010 code for a protein of 669 amino acids. Gene Ontology annotation, molecular function: transmembrane signaling receptor activity. The transcript is spliced from 12 exons.